Molecule: messenger RNA, 1014 nt
Organism: Plasmopara halstedii
Lineage: Eukaryota; Oomycota; Peronosporomycetes; Peronosporales; Peronosporaceae
Product: protein
Exons: 1
Coding region: 1-1014 (337 amino acids)
Biological process (GO): cellular response to hypoxia
Molecular function (GO): peptidyl-proline dioxygenase activity; ferrous iron binding; L-ascorbic acid binding
Source: RefSeq, a predicted model, not a curated record
AUGAGCGACAAAUUUCCAGGAGUCUACAAGAGGCCGUUCGUACGCGACUAUGAGCGUCUGCAUCGUAAAUUCACCAAAGCAGCGUGUGAGCAACUUGACGAGGAGGGUUUCGUAGUCAUUGACGACUGUUUUGGCCAUAAUUGGGCUAGUGCACUCUUCGAGGAGAUGCAGUGGCUCAAUGACAAUGGCCAUUACAAGCCUAACAAGACGCAAUUUGCACUCACUCAGAUGGAUACGGACGGAAAGUCUCAAGCAUUUCACUUUAUUAAGCCUCACAUUUUUGAGGUGGAUUUACAUGAUUCGUCGGUACGCGCAAAAGUUCCCGAGCUUGACGCAUUGUUCCACUCGACGGAGAUUCCGCAGGCUUUGGCUAAACACUUACCACAAUACGAAAUGCAGUUUAGCACUUCGGAUAGGACACUAAAAUUGCAGCGCAACGCUGGCCAUGGAGGUUGCUUCCCAUGCCAUUACGAUAAUCCUGGGGCUCCUAACAAGAGAAAAGUGACGUGUUUACUUUAUUUGAAUGAAAGCUGGAAAAAAGGCGAUGGGGGGGAAGUGCAGCUUUUUCCCUUUUUGCAACAAGCUGUGACUGUGGCACCAAAAAUGGACCGCGUCGUGCUGUUUCAAAGUGAUCAAAUGUUGCAUCGGGUUCUGCCAUCUCACGUUGAGCGUUAUGUGCUAACAAUUUGGCUGGACGGCAAGAAAGUAAACGCACCGGAAGACUCACAAUUAAGAUUGGCACCGAGUGAUUUAGCAGACUGGUUUGGCUUUCUUGAACGACUGCGUCGAUCUCCCAAGCAGAGAAUGCUGUCUCGGGGCGUUUACGAGGAGGAAUAUUAUCUGUCGUUGAUGGAGUGUAUGCAAAGUACGUCGGCCGAAGGCUGUAGAGAGCUACUUAAGUCACAUGAGACGCAUUUAGAGAAUGUUAAGCGCAAUCAUCCGUUGUACAACUUUAUUAUGCGAUUGCGGGACGUUCGAACCAUGAACCGCGAAGAUCCAGUUUAUCUGGAUUAG